GAUCGUGAGCGGCUCGCUCAAACGUGCCGACUGUCUUUUUCCCGCUCAGUUUGAAGCCAUCAAGAGGCUGAGGGAAGAGGAAAUCUACCCAGCAAGGACACUCGCACAGACACAGUUUCCAGAGCUCUCACCUCCUCUCUCGUUCUGUGUUUCCUUCUCACACUCUCUCCCUUGCUGAGCCAAUAACUGAGGCAGCGUUGGCACAUGCAACAGGGUGCGGAAGGCAAACUCGUUUCAUCUUCUCUCCCCUCUCACAACGAGGAGGAGAAGAAGGGAAGGGAAAAAGAAGUAGGGAGGAUAUGCCCUAAUACCUGUGCUGCAAUUUCAAAGAGAGAGCUUUAGCCCACUUUUCCUGGCUUUUUUCAAGUUCCCUACAAGUUGACAGGUCAACGAAGGAUACUUUCGAAGCCAUGAACAAACGCAAGUGGGAAGGAAGGAGAGAGGGCUUCAGGGCAAGCUCCAGCCGUGAUGAGGCACAGGGGCCCAGCCGCCCCACCAGCAGAGGGCGCUUCUCGGAGUCCUGGAGGCGGCUCAGUUCCAGACAGGGGUCCACCAAGAGGUCAGGACUGGCUUCGCAGCAAGCAGCGGCACAGAAAUCGUGGAUCGAGAGGGCUUUCAGCAAGAGAGAAUGUGUGCAUAUCAUCGUCAGCACCAAAGACCCCCAUAGGUGCUGUUGUGGGCGUCUCAUUGGCCAGCAUGUGGGCCUGCCCCCCAGCAUCUCGUCCAAUCAGAACGACAAGUCGGAGCGCUUGACGAAGAACGACAGUUUGUCGGAGAAAUGGUCCAUCAGCAAGCACACACAGCUAAGUCCCACCGAUGCCUUCGGGACCAUCGAGUUCCAGGGAGGGGGCCACUCCAACAAAGCGAUGUAUGUGCGAGUGUCCUAUGACACAAAGCCAGACCUGCUGCUGCACCUGAUGACUAAAGAGUGGCAGCUGGAGCUCCCCAAGCUGCUCAUCUCCGUACACGGGGGUCUCCAGAACUUUGAGCUGCAGCCCAAACUGAAGCAGGUGUUCGGCAAGGGCCUCAUCAAGGCCGCCAUGACUACUGGUGCCUGGAUCUUCACCGGGGGCGUCAAUACAGGGGUCAUCAGGCAUGUGGGCGACGCUCUGAAAGACCACGCCUCCAAAUCCAGGGGCAAAAUCUGCACCAUUGGCAUCGCUCCCUGGGGCAUAGUGGAGAACCAGGAGGACCUCGUGGGCAAAGAUGUGGUCCGGCCUUACCAGACCAUGUCCAACCCAAUGAGUAAAUUGACCGUUUUGAACAGCCUGCACUCCCACUUCAUCCUGGCAGACAACGGCACCACAGGCAAGUACGGUGCUGAGGUCAAGCUUCGACGGCAGCUGGAGAAACACAUCUCCCUGCAGAAGAUCAACACACGAAUCGGCCAGGGCGUCCCGGUGGUGGCUCUGAUUGUGGAGGGCGGCCCUAAUGUGAUCUCCAUUGUGCUGGAGUACCUGCGGGACACACCCCCUGUGCCUGUAGUGGUAUGUGAUGGCAGUGGACGAGCCUCGGACAUCCUGGCAUUUGGCCACAAGUACUCAGAGGAGGGAGGCCUCAUUAAUGAGUCUUUGCGGGACCAGCUGUUGGUUACCAUACAGAAGACGUUUACGUACAGCCGCACUCAGGCCCAGCACCUCUUCAUCAUCCUCAUGGAGUGCAUGAAGAAGAAGGAGCUGAUUACAGUGUUCCGAAUGGGUUCCGAGGGACACCAGGACAUUGACCUGGCUAUCUUGACAGCUUUACUAAAAGGUGCCAAUGCUUCAGCCCCUGACCAGCUGAGCCUGGCUCUGGCCUGGAACCGUGUGGAUAUCGCACGCAGCCAAAUCUUCAUCUAUGGACAGCAGUGGCCUGUGGGCUCUCUGGAGCAGGCCAUGCUGGAUGCGCUGGUGCUGGACCGUGUGGACUUUGUGAAGCUGCUCAUUGAGAACGGUGUGAGCAUGCACCGAUUCCUCACACUUUCCAGGCUGGAGGAACUCUACAAUACGAGGCACGGACCAUCCAACACCUUGUAUCACCUCGUCAGAGAUGUAAAAAAGGGUAACCUGCCACCCGACUAUCGCAUCAGCCUGAUUGACAUUGGCUUGGUCAUUGAGUACCUGAUGGGCGGGGCCUAUCGCUGCAACUAUACACGGAAGAGGUUUCGAACCCUCUACCACAAUCUGUUCGGCCCUAAAAGGCCAAAGGCCCUGAAGCUGCUUGGAAUGGAGGACGACAUGCCAAUCCGAAGAGGGCGCCAGAAGACCACGCGGAAGCGAGAGGAGGAGGUGGACAUCGACUUGGAUGACCCUGAGAUCAACCACUUCCCUUUCCCCUUCCAUGAACUUAUGGUGUGGGCAGUGCUGAUGAAGAGGCAGAAGAUGGCGCUCUUCUUCUGGCAGCACGGCGAAGAGGCGAUGGCCAAGGCACUGGUGGCGUGCAAACUCUGCAAGGCCAUGGCACAUGAGGCAUCAGAGAAUGAUAUGGUGGAUGACAUCUCGCAGGAACUCAAUCACAAUUCCAGGGAGUUUGGGCAGCUGGCAGUGGAGCUGCUGGAUCAGUCCUACAAGCAGGAUGAGCAGAUGGCCAUGAAGCUGCUCACCUAUGAGCUGAAGAACUGGAGCAACGCCACCUGCCUGCAGCUGGCUGUAGCCGCCAAACACCGCGACUUCAUCGCCCACACGUGCAGCCAGAUGCUGCUUACUGACAUGUGGAUGGGGCGGCUGCGCAUGCGCAAGAACUCUGGCCUCAAGGUGAUUCUGGGCCUGCUGCUGCCUCCCUCCAUCCUGAGCCUGGAGUUCAAGAACAAGGACGAGAUGUCGUACAUGCCUCAGGAGCAGGAGGCCUACCUGCAGGAGAAGGAUUCGGACGAGGCCGACAAGCCGGCAAAGGACAAAGAGGAGGAGGACAUGGAGUUCACCGUAAGAGCAUACUGUGAGGCGCAGUACAACUCCGUGGCCAUGCUGGGGAACGUGAGCUCGGAAGCAUCUUGUAAGAAGGAAGUGCAGGAGGUUCAGCACCGGCAUCGCCUGAUUCCAGUGGGCCGUAAGAUCUACGAGUUUUACAACGCUCCCAUCGUCAAGUUCUGGUUCCACACGAUGGCCUACGUGGGCUACCUGAUGCUAUUUAACUACAUUGUGCUGGUGAAGAUGGACCUGUGGCCUUCUCCUCAGGAGUGGAUCGUGAUCGCCUACAUUUUCACCAAUGGUAUUGAGAAGAUGAGGGAGAUCCUGAUGUCAGAGCCGGGGAAGCUGCUGCAGAAAGUGAAGGUGUGGCUGCAGGAAUACUGGAACAUCACUGAUCUCAUGGCCAUCCUCAUCUUCUCCAUCGGCAUGGUGCUCCGCCUCCAGGACCCGCCACUCAUGAGCUACGGGCGGGUCAUCUACUGCGUCAACAUCAUCUACUGGUACAUCCGCCUGCUCGACAUCUUCGGAGUGAAUAAAUACCUGGGCCCCUACGUCAUGAUGAUCGGCAAGAUGAUGAUUGACAUGAUGUAUUUUGUGAUCAUCAUGUUGGUGGUGCUCAUGAGUUUCGGGGUGGCGCGUCAGGCCAUCCUGAACCCUAACGAGGACCCCUCCUGGAUGCUGGCGCGCAACAUCUUCUUCAUGCCCUAUUGGAUGAUCUAUGGCGAAGUCUUUGCCGACCAGAUUGACCAUGUGAAUAGUAGGAAGCUACAGAACAGGCCGAAUGAAAAACUCUGGCUGGUCGAAAAUUACAUUCGAGCUCAAGGAACUGGGCGUAACAGUGGUCCAUCCCAUAUAGCACCAUGUGGACAGAACAUCACCACAGAAGAUGGCGCUAUUGUGCCACUGCCCCCGUGCAAGACUGGCGCAUGGAUCGUCCCUGCCAUCAUGGCCUGCUACCUGCUCGUGGCUAACAUCCUUCUGGUCAAUCUGCUCAUCGCUGUCUUCAACAACACGUUCUUCGAGGUUAAGUCCAUCUCUAACCAGGUGUGGAAGUUUCAGCGGUACCAGCUGAUCAUGACCUUCCACGAGCGCCCCGUUCUUCCUCCUCCCCUCAUCAUCUUCAGUCACAUGACCAUGGUUCUGAAGCACCUGUGCUGUCGCUGGAGGAAGCAUGAUGAUGACGAACGGGACUUUGGAUUAAAGCUCUUCAUCACAGAAGACGAGCUGAAAAAAGUCCAUGACUUUGAGGAGCAGUGUAUCGAAGAGUAUUUCCGAGAGAAAGACGGCUUUAACUCCUCCAACGAUGAGAGGAUCCGAGUGACGUCUGAAAGGGUGGAGAACAUGGCCAUGCGUUUGGAGGAAGUGAACGAGCGGGAGCACUUCAUGAAGGCCUCCCUGCAGACCGUGGACAUCCGGCUGGCCCAGAUGGAGGAACUGAUUGGCCGCAUGGCUGUGGCACUGGAGAGGGUUACAGGUGUGGACAGGGGCGAGGUGAACAAGGUUCGCUCCAGGACAUCGUCGGACUGCACCGACACCAACUACAUCCUCCGGCAGAGCAGCUUCAACAGCCAAGAGGGCAAUGCCUACAGGCUGCAGGAGUCUCUGGAGCAGGGUGGGGAGGAGUCUAUUUCACCAACCUCGCCCACUGCACUGGCUCCAAGAGCAAGGAGCCACUCCUUCUAUGUGGGCCAUUCAUUCAGGGACAGGUGCGGGCCAGACCGCGCAGAGGGCUUCUUCAAGGAACGCUCUUUGAGCCUACACCGGGCUAAUAGCUCACAGUCUGUAGCAUCAGGAGCUGCCACCAAAGAGUGCAAGCCUGCUCCUCUGAACACUCUGUCAGUGCAACAGCAGCAUCGGCCUUCGUCCUGUAUAGAUAUAUAUGUGUCUGCAUCGGAGGAGGCCCAGCCCACGGAGAGCUUCCUGGAGCCGAUCAGGACGGUUCCACCACUCGCACGAGAAUCCUCACUCCAUUCUGAGAUCAUGGAGGCAGUGAUGUCCGGGGGGCGGGACUACAGCGGGAGGGCGGGGCCAAGCGAAAGACAGACUGAUGGCACAGUUUUAUUUGAGGACAGUGCUGCCGCUGACCUGUCGCUGUGCUCUGCUCACCUGCUGCCAGACACCCUUCCCCCCUGGGACAUUGACCCAUCCCCUCCACCCUCGGCGGGCAUCCUGGAACGUUCAAAGAGCAGUCGUUUCCUGUCUGCGGCAGGGCCCCUGUUCCUAGAUGAGCCUCCACUGGUGAAGUCCCACAGCCUGAUGUUCACGCCACGCACCUACUAUGGAGGCAUUGGGGUGCAGGUGAAGGCAGCUGAAUACACCAGCAUCACAGACUGCAUUGAUACCCGCUGUGUUUCCACACCAUACCCUGCACCAGAGCGAUCCGACUCACCUGGGGGCUCGUUUACCUUUGAAAAGCCCCAGGAUUUGGGUACCUCCCACCCAGAGCGGGAUGCUGAGCUGAGCCAUGCGGAGUCUGACCCUGAGGAGCAUGCUGAGGGACCGGCUGACACCAGCAAAUCCUGUCCCAGUGCAGGGGGAGGGAGCAGUGUAGGGGUGGAUUUGGGCCUGGGCUUAGCCCUUGGUCCCUUUUGCUCUCCAAUCUCCAGACUGGAGCGAGCCAACAGCUGCUCCUCUUCUGAGGACUCCCAUUCGAACGUCUACGCCCGGAAGAGCUUUUCCAUCAGCGAGCGCAUGGACAAGGGUCGAGGGGCCGCCAGGAACCCCUUCCAGAGGAGCAAGUCUGGGGCCAGGCCCGAGAGCAAGACGGACACCCUGUCCUUGAGGAAGAUGGCCAAGCCGACAGCUUUCCAGAGUUUCGACGGCAGGCAUAACUACACGUGAUGAUGGUGGAGGUCAAGGAAAAGGCGCAAUUGACAUCGUAGAUCUACAGUAGUACGCGUAGGAUGGAAAAAGAGGCUCUUUCUUGUUUGAUGUCCAAGGGCCCGUCCAUCAAGCAGUUAGCAUUGUUUGGGUGAAUUAUGUGCUCUACAUUGUAAUGGUCAUGGUUAGCAAAUUAGCGCACUAUGACACCAUAGUACAAAUCUGGAUUUCCUUCAAUUAGACCAACUGCCAUUUGGAUUAAAACUAGUUCCCAGCUCCUUUGAACUGGUAAUGUCUAAUGUUCCUUCUUGCUGUGGAUUCAGGUUGAAAUAGAAUAGGAACAUAUGUAUUCACAACAACACGUGUUGAGCGGACUUGCAAUGCAUUGUCUGUAGAGAAAGAGGGCAUUCCCAUCACGUUCUAGCUUAGUAAGCCAUGUUUUAAACCGAAUGAAUUCCUCUCUCUCUACUUUAAUCAACUUCCACCAUGAGUAUGUCUUAAUACUUUGAUUUGUACUAGCCAUGUUUCAGUCAUACUGACACAUGUAGGAGCUGUGAUUUUAAAAUGAAAUCAAAUGAAAUCUUAAAGGGAAAUAUUUUUAAGAGUGAGACUGACAUAAGAAAAGACAUUUAGACUUUGUUGUAUAUAAAAAUCAAUUAUCUUGGACUUGUUUGCUCUCUAUCAUUUAAAGCGCACUCACACACACUCACACCUUCAAAGGCAGAUAUAUUUUCUCAGAUGUUGAAUGUAGAUUAAAGCAAGAUUUUAUCAUGAGAAUAUACAUUAUAUUGAACCCUUGAAACACUUGCUUUUAGGCCCUUAUAGGGUGCAACCAGUGCUUUUCCAACAUUUGUCCAGCAUUUUCAUCACUUACUUCACAAUAUUUCUCUUGGGCACUAGCCAGUCCAACUGGAACACAUUCACGAUUUGGCCUUCCGUUCAAUGCACACUCUUAUUUAGGCCAUCCUCAAUCACAUGGCCACCGCUGUGGCAUAAAUCAUGUUGACAUGUUGUGAUCUUACUCAACCCGUAAUUUAUGGAAGUACACACUAGAGGGCAGCAUGUUCACAACCAAAACAAUCACACUUCAGCAGCUUGUUUAGCUAAAAAAAGGGAGACUGAUUCGUUUCUUUUAUGUUUUUCUUCACAGACAAGUUGAUUUAUGUAGACUUGCUAUGCAAGAAGCCAGGCAGGAGUGGACAGGGAGCGGUUUUUAUGCACUUUAGAACAGGUGUUGAUUUCAGGUAUGCACAUUUCUAAUCGAAACUUGCUAGCACGCCAUUUUCAGGACGGCUGAGAGGUUUGGAGUCGAGGCUGUAACUUAACGAACCGGCCAUUUGUGCUAGCUGCCGUUCAGUUUUGCUGUUCCCAUUUGACGGGAAAUGGGCGAAAAAACAGCGCAGCGUCAUAUAUUUCCAUUUCCCUGCAUUUUUAUGUUUGAGAAUAUUAUUAGAGUAAUUACAUUGUUAUUACAUGUAUAUACAACCUUUCUUUGAUUUGAGAAGUGAUGAAUGGUUUGGUAAAAGAUUUCUACGAUUCAUUUGAUUGAUGUAGAUGGAUCUGAAUGAGCCGCUUGGCUCUUAGUAUGUUUUAUUUUAGAGAAAGACACCGUUGCCAUAUUCACGGGAUCAAUGUCGGAUUGGUGAGGAGCCCUGGAAAUUGUAAUAUCUUGGUAGCGUUAGAACUAAAAAGCUAAAGCAAUACAAAACAAAAGGAAGCUAUCGUGAGGUUUAAUAGUCUGAAAGGAAGGUGUUAAAGUGAUGUUAGGAAGUCUGUCAGUGUCACGUCCGCCUCCACUAUGUAACCUAGUUCUUUUGCCUUAUUCAUGUGCAAUAGCGCUAAGAGAUUUUACUAUUUAAUCACUAUCGUUCGCCUCUGUAUUGCAGGGUUAGGAAGUAGUCAUGGGAGAUCUGUGUUGACCAAAAAAGUCUGAAAGUGUCAAAUACUUAUUUUGCUCAUAUACAGAUCACUGUGCUUUUCAUAUAGUCUUUAUCACUGACUUACUCGGUAUUUGGCAUAUGCGGUUCUUGGCAAGAAGCCGUGGCCCAGCACGACCCUUCAAACCAAAAGGAAUAUGAGGCCGAAAAGCUUUAAAAGAAGGGUGGAGUAUCUAUAGAUGUACAUAGAUGAUCGUAUUUUCCUAAAGGCCUCCUGAUAGACCAACACUAGGCCCACUGUUGGACUGGUUCCAGCAACUAUGAGAGUUCCUCAGAUCUGACCAUGGUGGCCCUCAACGCCCCAGUCGAGUCAAACCCUUCACUAUGUAGUGCUGUGGCUGGAUUAGAGCAACAGGGCCUCCAGCUAUUCCCAUAAGCACCCGGUCACCACAUGUAAAGGUUCCGUAUACAUCCUGUAAAUGUCGCUGUGGUUGUAAAAGGUCAUCCCGUUUAACACGACCCAGACGAAGAGAAGGUUUCUGUGCAUCUGACCCACCUAGCGUUGUGCCAAAACAAUACAAGGACACUUCAUGUACAGUAUUUUCUUAAUAUUUUCCUAUACUGUAGCAUACAGGUUUGUGAACCACACUUCCACUUUUAAGUCCACAGCCCCUCACCCCACCCCCACCCUCCUCCUCCUUUUCUUUUCUUUUUUUACUUUAUUUGUGAGCACUUGUAUGCUAAUGAGUCCGAGCACAUGUUUUCCGCAAUAAUAUCGUAGUUUUAUCCGAAGGGUUCAUAGAUGAUUUAGUGUCCUAAAAAAAAUGCAUGUCGUUCUUCCACAGGACGUGAAAUGAAUUCUGGGAAAAGAGAGAAAAGAGGGCAAAGGGCGAGACCAGUCUUGUCCUCCCAUCGUAGUCGGUUGAGUAUUUGGAUGCAAAUACAAAAAUAUGUAUUCUUUAAUAUUCCUUAAUGUGAAUAGGAUGUUUGGCAUGUAUUAUUAAAUAAAUGAAUAUUUAAGUGAA
This is a messenger RNA of Pygocentrus nattereri (red-bellied piranha), 8607 nucleotides long. RefSeq names its product transient receptor potential cation channel, subfamily M, member 3 (gene trpm3). Gene Ontology annotation, molecular function: monoatomic cation channel activity. The record is from RefSeq and is a predicted model, not a curated record. NCBI's taxonomy places the organism in Eukaryota, Metazoa, Chordata, Actinopteri, Characiformes, Serrasalmidae. Gene Ontology annotation, cellular component: membrane. Gene Ontology annotation, biological process: monoatomic cation transmembrane transport; protein tetramerization.